AUGAUGAUGGAGUCCAGUAUCAACAGCGCAACAAUCUUACCACCCUACGAAGAAGAAUUCGAAACAGUUGAUAAUCUUCAUUGGUCUCCAGAAACAGCAAACAGCAUUUAUUUGUUUUGGAUACACCAGCUUCAAGCAUCGAUUGGGGUCAACACGACUGUUCUACAGAAACCAGCUCAUUUACCAACAAGCUGUCAACAGUUUUUCCAAAGACACAUGAAUCAGAUACGCCAGUCCUUGAAAGAGAAAGACAUAGUGGCAGCAGUGGAUGUCAGAUAUGAUACCCCAGCAUCUGAAUUCCCACAGUUUAUACACAGCUUAGAUACGUGGCACAAAGCAAAAUCCAUAGCUAAACGAUUAGCAGAAACAUCCAAGAAGGCAGCUAGUAAGGAGCUUAUACCAUGGAUUAGAAAAAUCAUCAAUCUCUUUUGGUACUGCUGUCACGUAUCGAAGGGAAGUGUCGACAGACUAACACGUCGCUGGUUUGGUAUACUUUACCAUGUUACCAAUGUGCAUUCGUGGGUCACUGACAGGUGCAGACAUAGAGAAAAUGAAAUAAUUGACGACCCAUCAAGAUCGUGGUUGAACAAAUCAAGUACCGCGUAUAAAAAUCUAAGAUCUAUUAUCACAGAUAAAUAUUUCCUGGGAAACCUGAAAUACUACACACGGUGCAGACAAACAUGGUGCAUUGAGAAUUUCUACUCUCAUUCCUUACUGAAAUAUUGUCCAAAAAGAAUAGGAUUUAGUUUCGAUGGUUAUGUGAUGAGAAACCAACUAGCCAUCAUAGACUACAACCAUCAUACAGGAAGACCAGCGCUUACCAACUCACAGGACGAAGUUUGCGGAAUGCCACAGUUCUCGAGGAAAACCAAGCACUGGGUAGCAUAUGAAAGGCUUGUAUGUAAGAGUUAUGACUAUAUACCAGAUCUUAUGUCAGAAUGCAUGUAUCAUAUAUACCGUGCCAGAAACGAAGACUACAAAAAGGGUAAAAGGUCCCUAGAAUUGGAUGACAUAGCACCAAAUCUGUCGGGAGAGUCAAAUCCGGAAACGACGUCAAAUUUAUUGAAAGAAAUGAAACGAAGAAAAAGUGAAGAUAUUAUACUGAAAAUCACUGAUAAGAAUGAAGAGAAUGAAGACGACGAUGAAGAGAAUAAUGAUGAAUCUGAUGCUGCUGCUGAAAUUUGCCAAGAUGAAGAUUUACAGUACAUUUUAUUAAGACAUUCCACUUCCACUCUUCGUAAAUAG
Molecule: messenger RNA, 1245 nt
Organism: Lottia gigantea (owl limpet)
Lineage: Eukaryota; Metazoa; Mollusca; Gastropoda; Lottiidae
Exons: 8
Coding region: 1-1245 (414 amino acids)
Source: RefSeq, a predicted model, not a curated record